Camellia sinensis is the source of this 1385-nucleotide messenger RNA. The record is from RefSeq and is a predicted model, not a curated record. NCBI's taxonomy places the organism in Eukaryota, Viridiplantae, Streptophyta, Magnoliopsida, Ericales, Theaceae.
UACAAAAAACCUAGAAAAUCGCUCUUUCUCAUUUCAUUCGUUUUCCAUCCUUACUCUCCUCAGCUGCUGACUCCUUCCCGGCUCUUUGUUUGUUCUCUCAACUCUCUCGGAACUCUGAAUCAAGAUUCUCAAGUGUUGCUUCUUUCUUCUCUAAGAGCUCUCUCUCUUUCUCGCACUUGCGACGCCGUCUUCUACAAAAUGGUUGAGUUCAUUCCAAAAUUUAGUGUGAGGGCAAUCUGGCAGAGAUGGCGUGAAUCAUAUCCGAAAGAUGGGACUAAGGCGGAUGAUGCUAUAAUUGUGUUUACGGGAGUUCCAACUAUGUAUACUCGAUUGAUACAAGGUUAUGAAGCAAUGGAUCCAGAAUUACAAGAGGCUUCUGCCUUAGCUGCGAGCAAGUUGCGUCUCAUGGUAAUCAGCUUGCAACACCUUCUUUCUCAGGAAAUUUUGACCAAAAUCCAAUAGCCAAGACUACUGUGUGUGGAGAGGGGUAACACGUGACAAUGUUACCUUCAAUGUCAUUGCACUCAAUCUCUCAGGUUUAAAUCUUGAUGGGGAAAUCUCACCUGCGAUUGGCGACCUUAAAAGUCUGCUCUCUAUGUAUUUGAUAUGAGAGGAAAUCACCUCUCAGGACAGAUCCCCGAUGAAAUUGGUGACUGCUCCUUUUCGAAAAGCUUGGACCUAUCAUUCAAUGAGUUAUAUGGGGACAUACUGUUUUUAGUUUCAGAGUUGAAACAACUAGAACACCUAAUUUUGAAAAACAAUCAGUUAAUUGGUCCAAUUCCCUCAACCUUGUCCCAAAUUCCAAAUUUAAAACUCGUAGACCUUGCACAGAAUAAACUGAGUGGGGAAAUACCUAGGCUUAUAUACUGGAAUGAAAUUUUGCAAUAUCUAGGUUUGCAAGGGAACAAUUUGGUUGGUACUCUCUCUCCUGACAUGUGUCAGUUGACAAGGUUGUGGUACUUUGAUGUAAGAAAUAAUAGUUUGAUUGGUAGCAUCCCUCAGAACAUAGGCAAUUGCACCGCCUUCCAGGUCUUGCAUCUGACUGAAGAGAUUCCUUUUAAUAUUGGGUUCUUGCAAGUCGCUACAUUAUCUUUGCAAGGUAAUCAACUCUCAGGAAAAAUCUCAUCGGUGAUUGGCUUGAUACUUAAAAUGUAUAUUCUACUCCGUGAUCUAAUUGUCAACUUUCUAAUUCCGAUAUCGGAUGUUGUAGGUAUCUGCAUGGUAACAAGCUGACUGGGCCCAUUCCCCCAGAGCUCGGAAAUAUGACAAAACUCCACUAUCUGUACAAAUUCUUUUUCAUUAUCCAAGCCUGUUUCUGUUAAUUGAUCUCUAUUAAUGUUUCUUUAACUGGAAAUAUUGUGGAAUAUAUAUGCAUUUUGUCUUGG